Messenger RNA from Jatropha curcas, 568 nucleotides. Lineage: Eukaryota; Viridiplantae; Streptophyta; Magnoliopsida; Malpighiales; Euphorbiaceae. The record is from RefSeq and is a predicted model, not a curated record.
AGAAGAGAGAGAAAAUUCUUAAGGACAAGCUUAAGUGCAUGAUUUCUAAGGAAUUUUCAACUGACUCUUAAGGAGAGUCCUUGCUUUCUCUUCUCAUCACCAUACCGAAUGGCUGGGAAGCGAGAAUCUACGGCCUCUUCUGGAGCAGCUUCCUCCAAGAAGCCAAAAGGGAAUAAUGCAGAAGAUGAACCGUUUCCAGAGGAAGUGGAUCAGGUGGAUGAGGUUGGGGAUAAGCUGGGUUCUGCCGUAGGGUCUCAUCCGGAAGGAAAAUUUAUGGGGAUAGAGGAGAAUGGAGGUGGAUCUGAUGCAAAAUCUCCUUCUGAUGAUAAAUUGAGUAAUAAAGAGAGCGAGUAUGGUGGAGAUAGUGAGGAAUAUAGACCUAGAGCUAGAUUUAUUGGCGACCCUUUUCUGAUGAAGAGGCCAGAAGACUAUGGCCUCAUCUAUAUGUGAAGAAGAAGAUAUAAUUUUCUAACGAAAAAACACUUGUUUUUUUUCUUGUGUUCUCCACCUUUCCUAUGAGAUUGUUAAAGUUAAUUAUAUAUAUAGCUGGUGACAUGCUCUUUAUCUA